Molecule: messenger RNA, 3632 nt
Organism: Lytechinus pictus (painted urchin)
Lineage: Eukaryota; Metazoa; Echinodermata; Echinoidea; Temnopleuroida; Toxopneustidae
Product: meiosis inhibitor protein 1-like
Exons: 23
Coding region: 124-3036 (970 amino acids)
Biological process (GO): meiosis I
Source: RefSeq, a predicted model, not a curated record
CUCAACAGGAAUGAGGUGCUUCAGAUAAGUUGUGUUCAAUGCAUAUCACAGGUCAUAGUACAGGAUCCUCUCGAAGCAGGGUACAGUGGCCCCUCUCACACCCAGGCACUUCUCCAGGAGGACAUGGCUGAAUUCCUCUUUGAAGCUCUUUCAACCACCAAUGAUCUUAUGCUUGGCUCUAUCUUCUGUUGUCUUCUGCUACUGUCCAAGCACGAGAGUUUCUUCACCAAGUGCCACACUGUCUAUGGGAUAGAGGCCAUUGUGAGAACAUUGCAGCACUGCCAGAAGAUAAGCUGUACUGAUACACUUACACAAGGAUUACUACUACUUUCUGAAAUACUUCACAGGCAACCCAAGGAGGUCAAAUUACUGACAAGUGUCACCAUCUGCAAGCAUAUCUGUGAAUUAUUAGCUCAUUGCAUCAGACAUCAGGACAAUUCAGUGUCUAUUCAGGCCAUCCAAGCAUUCUCUUACUUAUUAAGAAGGGAUCACCUCCCAAGUCCUGUAGAUUUCAAGUCUCUAGCGGAGCCCUUGGAUGGGACCCUAGCAAUUCUCCAGAGACUACCUAGGCCAGCAGCGUGCAGGAAAACUGGCCAGAAGCCUGGCAGGGGGGUCAGACGGACAAGCAAGUUCCCUGGGGAUGUUCAUGGAGAAGCAAUUGCGAAGAAACAUCAGGACAUUCUGGAGCUGGUCAUAUCUGUUCUGCUGAAUGGACUGAGGUUGGUCGUGGUUUGUCACGAUGACCCCACAUCUGACCCUGGUGUGUUUCUCAAACCCAAAACCUCCAACCCUGUCACUGAGCGGUCAUCCCCGGAAGACGAAGCCUUGUGUGAAAACAACCUUUCUUCCUUCUCACUAUAUCUGAUGGAGUCUCUUGACAGUGUCUGCAUUCCAGCUAUUAUGGCAAACCACAAGGGCUUGAGCAGACCUGGGAUUUAUGCUUCACUGUUUGAGUCCCUCUCCAUCAUGCUGUCUCUUCACAACAACGAUGGCCUCAACAGACUAGCUGAAAAACUAGUUGGAUCAUCUUUCAUUCAACUUGCAAUGGAAGUAAGACAUCAGUUCCAGUCACAAGAAGGAAUCAAGGAGCUGAUCAAGUCAACAGAUAGUUUUCUUGUUGAUCUGCUGCACUCAUGUUCAUCCCAAGGCCAAUCAGCCCCAGACGUAAACAUCUCAACAGAUAUGGUCCAUAACAUCACUGGUGCUCCUGGUGAGAUAUGCCAUCUCCUUGGACACCAUGAAGAUACUACCAGCAGAUCAUCAUCACACAGAGAUACACAACAGUGUCUGAUGGCAUUACUCUACUAUGCAAGGCUCUAUGGAGACAGAUGGGUUUCAAGCUCUGACCUUCUAAAGUGCCUGACAUCUUUUAUCACUCAGCACCCAGACAUCACCUCUCUUUCUCUCUCAUCCACCAAGCAUCUUCUCUUCCUCUUUGCCGAUUGCUUUGUGCACUCUGGAACGCAAGCAGGUAGCAGUGCUUGCUACAUCUUGGCCGAUCACAUGACGCGACUAGAGGUUAAGUCAUUGUACACCAACCAUCGCAGUCUAAUUCAGUGGGUAUUCAUGGCAAGUAACAUUCCUACACAAGCAGCCGUGAAAAUGUUAACUCAGUGGAUGGACCAUCUUGAUAUGCAUACAGAUGAGAUGAGCCUUGAAGAGCUUGGUGAGGAUGAUGACACUGCCUUCACUCUUCAUCUUAUGGCACAGCAUUCUACCUGCCUUGAUAUUAUGAUGGAUAUGCUGAAGCAUGCAUUACAUCCAACUAGUCGUAAGUGUGCUAGUCUCAUCAAACAAUUGCUCUCUGCACACCAAACCAUUGAUGAUACCCAAGAUAUGGAGAGGAUUAAGAAGAGGAUGCCAGAUCUACUACAAGCUUGCUCUAUGAAAGAUUCAACAAUACAAACUGGUGCAGACCUAGGGUGUAUAUUAGAGGUCCUAUGUGCACUUUACCAGAAUUACCCAUCAACAACCCUUGAGGAGAUUGAUCUCAAGAUUAUCUAUCACGUCAUCAAUGUUCUUACAAAGAAUGCAGAAAACAGUGAUGAUGUGAUUUAUUCUAGCCUGAAUUUCUUGCUGGAUCUGCUUGUUCAGACUGCAAGGCAUGGUGAAAGUAGAGUGGUAUCAUUAAUCGUAUCCAAUGGAGCUAUUCUGAUGUGUCUCGAGCGCCAAUGUAACAUGAAGCCAGCGUUAUCAGUUCAUCUUGGCAUUCAUUGCUGUGCUCUAAAUCUACUUGCACACCUCACUAUCUAUCAGAAACAUUACAACAUGAAGGUCAGCCAGAAAGUAAAUCUCAAGGAAGAUGUUCUACUGCGGUUGAUGUCAUGCUCUUCAAAAGAAAUCCAGCAAUUGGCAAGCAUACAGCUGUGGACAGCAUUGUUCCUGUCAUCCACCUCACAAAAAGAGCUUUCAUUGUCAUCCUCCUCAUCCUCAUCAUGUGAGCGGAGAGAGCCAUCCCUUAUCAAGGUUUGCUCUGACAAGAGAAGACAGCUCCUGGAAGAAGAAGACCUGGGACUCCCUGUGACCUGUCACACCUUGAGGAAUGUCUUUGCCUCUUUACAGAAUGUUAUAUUGCAGGGUAGUGAUCUAUUACUACAUGCAGCUGUUAUCUGUAUCAAAGCAAUGAUCAACAUGUCAGCUGAUAAGAAUCCAACAGCAAAUCAGCACCUACUGAGUCAGCCGUGGAACCAACUGCUUAUCAACUGCAUCGUGGAGCUAUACCAAGAUUCAAACUCUGUUAACCAAGCCAUUCCAGAACUAAUCACCCUUUUCUUGAUACAGGGAAACAUACAAAGCUAUGUGAAGCAGCACCAUGUGGAUAGCUUACUGAUAUCUAUCUUCAAUACGGAGCCCACUCAGCAUGACGGGCAACAAGUAACUGCCAUUCAACAUCUACUGAAUGCAGUGCGAGCCAGACCAGAAAUUGUGUUGAGCAAGAGACAGGAUGAUCAGAUAACUGCCUGGAUGGACAAUCUAAAGACUCACCUACUGCAACUACCCCAGCAUCAUCCUGUAGUUUACCUUCUUCAUCCCUAGAAUGUAGGCCCAAAGAGAUAUUGUACAUGUAGGGAAUGAUUAUCUAAAACUGAGCAGACCCAGAACUAUAUCCUGUGACAUUGCCUAAGAUCAUCUUACAGUUCUCUAUUAGGAAGUGUCGGCCAGAGGGGAUAUUUAGAAGGUUGGUUAGCUCGCAUCAUGGAUAGGCUCAGUAACACAUCCUGCAACCCUUCCCAUGAUCAUGCCAGGUAAUCACAAUGCCCAACAUGUAAUGGAAAACCAAAGAUGGAUACAUGUAGGCUGCUACAUGCGCAUCGCUUGAGUCUUUGUACGCACAAGCUAUUACGCACUGAGCCGGCCUUCUAUGUACUGUACUGCUUUAUACAAACGUGUUUAGUGGCACACAAAGUGCACGCAUUUCUUUAAUAGAUUUUAUCAUGCAUGUCUGUAUGAAAUUUAUUCCGAUUGUAAGUUGAAAAUACACUAAUUAUGAUUGUGUUUUGCAUGUGUAUUGUAUAUUUGUUUAAAUGCCACUGUACUGUACCGGCAUGUGUUCCUGAGAGACCCAAAUUUGCUCCUGAAAAAAAGUGGUCAAUGUUCAAAGUAACCAUCCUUUAAAGGUUUGCAUCUCUGAU